CAUAAAUUACAUAUCUUCUGGCUGGUGACCUGGUCGAUGUCGUGGCACAUACGGGAUGAACGUCUUCAUCCACAACAUAAAUAGGACCGCUUUCCCCCUCAGUUUGCGCAUCAGACCAUCUCAUCGCCAGUUCACUCUCUCGUCCUUUGUUCUUCGCUAUCACCAACAGCAGGCUAGUACUCGUACCUUUGCUUCUUCUACAAGACAACUGGCCAUGACACCAAGCAAGCAACGAGCAGUCGUCGUCAACGCAGAUGGAACAGUAGGGCUGCAGGAGGUAGACGUACCGAAGCCGGGGAAGGGAGAGAUACUUAUCAAGAUCGCCGCUGCCGCGCAAAAUCCUACCGACUGGAAAUCGGUAAAGAACGGAAAGAAAGCGGGAGCUAUCUCGGGAUGUGAUUUAGCGGGAACGGUGGAGGAGAUUGGACCUGAUGUGCAACCUGGUUUGAGAAGUGUUGGAGAGCGUGUGGCGACGAUGAUACAUGGUGGGAUCUACCCGAAUGGCGCUUUCUCAGAGUAUGCAGUCGCAUUCGCCGACCGCGUGCUUCAUAUCCCAGACUCUUGGUCCUUCGAAGACGCAGCUCAACUCGGUGUCGCACCGCUCACUGCAUGUCAAAUGCUCUGGGAGUCCCAAGUCGGACUGCCAACGCCCCUCUCUCCUGCAAACCCUCCGAAUGCCAUCCCGAUCUUGGUAUGGGGCGGCGCGUCGUCAGUCGGAAACUAUGUGAUUCAGAUGGCGAAGCUGUCUGGGUUAUAUGUCAUCGCAACGGCCUCCCCAAAGAAUUUCGAGCUCUGUAGGAAAUUGGGAGCGGAUGAGGUCUUCGAUUAUAGAGAUCUUGAGGUCGUUGCGAAGAUUAAGAAAUCUGCGGAGGCGAAGGGUGGGCUCAGACAUGCGAUGGAUUGUGUAGGUGAGGGUGGAACGGAGCAGAAGUCGGCUGCUGCGCUAGGAGAGCAGGGAGGGACGAUUUCGAUGAUCAUGCCGCUGAGCAAAGAGGGAAAUGGGCGGAGUGAUGUCAAAUCUGUGUGGAGUUUGGCGUAUGAGUUGAUGGGGAAGGCCUACGAUUUCCCUCUAAAGUUCUCCCCUACGCCUGAAAAAGUGGCCAAUGGUUUGAAGAUGUUCAAGCUUGCGAACGAUAUUCUGGCGACAGGAAAGUUAAGUCCUUCGCCGACCCUGAUCAUGCCUAAGGGUUUGGCUAGCGUUCCGGAAGGGUUCCGAUACAUGAUGGAUGGGAAGGUGAGCGGCCAAAAGAUCACCUAUCGUAUUGCGGAUACGCCGAAGGCAUGAGUUCGAUGAAAGCGGACCGUGAGGGAGGGGCAAACGGAAGAGAGUUCACUGCCAAGCUCAGUGACUAUUGGAGAAUAGUGAAUUUUCUAUAAAAUAAUCAGUAGUCAUACAUCCUGAUCUACAAAGAGAAAUGGACUAGUACUACUUCCAGUGCUUUCAGUGUCUUGUCCUGGUUUUCGUUUUGGAGAGCCACAACUGUGGCGCACUCCUCC
Molecule: messenger RNA, 1497 nt
Organism: Stereum hirsutum FP-91666 SS1
Lineage: Eukaryota; Fungi; Basidiomycota; Agaricomycetes; Russulales; Stereaceae
Product: zinc-binding oxidoreductase ToxD
Exons: 5
Coding region: 215-1285 (356 amino acids)
Molecular function (GO): oxidoreductase activity, acting on NAD(P)H
Source: RefSeq, a predicted model, not a curated record